CCCUUAAACUCCCACCCCACGCCCUUGUCUGAGACUGAGUAAUUGGGAAAUGAUAGCAAAAAAAAAAAAAGGAUCUGGUUUAUUUAGGGUGCAUAAUAUUCCUUCCAUUUCUAUGCUAAAGUUUUCAACUUCUUGAAGAAUCUAUCUUCUCAAUUCCCUUCUCCACCCCACACCACGCACCCUCUAUAUAUCUAUGUGUGUAUGUAUCUUUCUCUGUCUAUAUACCUCCCUUUAUGCUAGUUCGUCCAACCGACUAGUACAUUCCCUAGUGUAGUGACUGUAAAGUCAUAUGCACACAGAGAUUUGCACCAAAACACAGGUAGAUUGCUAAGAAUAUGAGUUCUGUAACUCAAAAUUCAGAGCCUGAAACCAGUUCAAAUUCAUCCUCGUCCUUGUCACCGUCUCCCGGAGUAUCUCAAAUUCGAUCUGCUGCAUACACCCAACAGAAGCCACCUUCAGUAGAUACAGAAGCUACCAUGAAAAUCAAGAGAAUCAGGGAUUCUACCGGCAGCGGGAGCAAACACCCGGUCUACCGGGGCGUCAGGAUGCGCAACUGGGGCAAAUGGGUAUCUGAAAUCCGCGAGCCCCGCAAGAAAUCGCGCAUAUGGCUCGGAACUUUUCCCACACCCGAAAUGGCGGCCAGAGCUCACGAUGUGGCGGCGUUAAGCAUUAAAGGAACCUCCGCCAUACUCAACUUUCCUGAACUCGCCGGUGCAUUUCCUCGGCCGGUUUCCCGUAGCCCGCGAGAUGUUCAGGUGGCUGCAGCCAAAGCAGCUGCAAUGAAGAAGUUUGAUUUAUUCACAUCCCCUUCAUCUUCAUCAAGGACUUCAUCAUCUUCUUCUGAGUUGUCAUCUCUGGUUUCUGCUAUAGACCUUUCAACUACAUCAGAAGAGUUGAGUGAGAUUAUAGAAUUACCGAGUCUGGGAUCGUGUUUUGACUCGCUAGAACUGAGGAAUGAUUUUGUGUAUGUGGAUAACUCGGUGGUGGACGGGUGGCUGGACCCUCCUGCGCCGUGGUUGAGCGGUGGUGAUGUUGAUGAUGGUGGUGGAAUUUCCAGCUUCAGCUUUGAAUCCUUGUCGUGGAAUUAUUAAUAGAGUUUGUAUUUAUGUUGUUUUAUGUCUGUGUGUAUAUGGGUAAUUAUUCCUUUUCAUUUUUCAUUGAAGGGCUAAACUUUUCUUCAUUA
Molecule: messenger RNA, 1183 nt
Organism: Olea europaea var. sylvestris
Lineage: Eukaryota; Viridiplantae; Streptophyta; Magnoliopsida; Lamiales; Oleaceae
Product: dehydration-responsive element-binding protein 3-like
Exons: 1
Coding region: 336-1091 (251 amino acids)
Biological process (GO): regulation of DNA-templated transcription
Molecular function (GO): DNA binding; DNA-binding transcription factor activity
Source: RefSeq, a predicted model, not a curated record